CCAGGAAGCUGGAGAGCCGCGUUCCGGUCGUGCCUUUCGCCCCGCCCCGUCCGGUGGAGUCCCGUGGGCGCUUGGUCAGGCUGGCGAGCUGUCAGUCAUGGCGCUGCCCUCGCGGCUGUGUCCGCUUCUCCGUCUGCGGCGCGGAGCCGCGCAGAGCGUCUGUCCGCUGGCGAGGGCCUGGGGCAGCCGUGGGCACUGUGGCGCCCGGGCAUUCCUGGGCUCCGAGGUAACCCGCCGUCCUGGUCCUGCCCUCUCCCCCGGCGGGGCGUCGGCGGUGUCCCAUCUCCAGGUGAUAGGAAACACAAUACCUUUCAAGAGAGGCCUUUUGUUCUCAGCCUUGUCUUAUUUGGGUUUUGAAACCUACCAAGUCAUUUCUCAGGCUGCCGUGGUUCAUGCCACAGCCAAAGUUGAGGAAAUACUUGAGCAAGCAGACUACCUAUAUGAAAGUGGAGAAACAGAGAAGCUUUAUCAGUUGCUCACACAGUACAAAGAAAGUGAAGAUGCAGAGUUACUGUGGCGUUUGGCACGAACAUCACGUGACAUAGCACAGCUUAGUAGGACUUCAGAAGAGGAAAAAAAAGCUUUGGUGUAUGAAGCCCUAGAGUAUGCAAAAAGAGCACUAGAGAAAAACGAGUCAAGUUUUGCUGCUCAUAAGUGGUAUGCGAUCUGCAUUAGUGAUGUUGGAGACUAUGAAGGCAUCAAGGUCAAGAUUGCAAAUGCCUACAUUAUCAAGGAACAUUUUGAGAAAGCCAUUGAGCUGAACCCUAAAGAUGCUACUUCAAUUCACCUUAUGGGUAUUUGGUGCUAUACAUUUGCUGAAAUGCCUUGGUAUCAAAGAAGAAUUGCUAAAGUGCUGUUUGCAAAUCCUCCUAGUUCCACCUAUGAGGAGGCCUUGAAAUACUUUCACAGGGCAGAACAAGUGGAUCCAAACUUCUACAGCAAAAACUUGCUGCUUUUAGGAAAGACAUACUUGAAACUAAACAACAAAAAGCUUGCUGCUUUCUGGCUGGUAAAAGCCAAGGGUUAUCCAGCACACACAGAAGAAGAUAAACAGAUACAGACAGAAGCUGCUCAGUUGCUUACAGGUUUGUGACAAGAACUGAGAAUUUUUUGGAGAAGGCAACAAUGUACCUAACACUUUGCACUUCAUUGAUUUAUAAAAAUGAUACAUUAACCAUAA
Molecule: messenger RNA, 1180 nt
Organism: Peromyscus maniculatus bairdii (prairie deer mouse)
Lineage: Eukaryota; Metazoa; Chordata; Mammalia; Rodentia; Cricetidae
Gene: Rmdn1
Product: regulator of microtubule dynamics 1
Cellular component (GO): mitotic spindle pole; mitochondrion; spindle microtubule
Molecular function (GO): microtubule binding
Source: RefSeq, a predicted model, not a curated record